This is a messenger RNA of Phyllostomus discolor (pale spear-nosed bat), 1241 nucleotides long. RefSeq names its product NADH:ubiquinone oxidoreductase subunit A10 (gene NDUFA10). Gene Ontology annotation, biological process: mitochondrial electron transport, NADH to ubiquinone. NCBI's taxonomy places the organism in Eukaryota, Metazoa, Chordata, Mammalia, Chiroptera, Phyllostomidae. Gene Ontology annotation, cellular component: cytoplasm. The coding region runs from base 91 to 1152 and encodes 353 amino acids. The record is from RefSeq and is a predicted model, not a curated record. The transcript is spliced from 10 exons.
UGACGUCACUCAGGCGCGCCGGCCGCGAGAGAGGACCCCCGGCGCGACCGCGUCCCCUCGGGUCCUUGAGCCGGUGGCGACGACGGAGCGAUGGCCUUGAGGCUGCUGAGAGUGGCGCCCGCGUCCGCGCGGGGCCUCGCGGCGGGGGCCCAGCGCUGGGCAGGAAUCCACACGGGUGUGCCGCGCCCGCGGCGGUACGGACCCCUGGCCUUCGUGCUCGGCGACAAAACAACCAAAAAGCUGACGGACUCCAGCAAAGUGAUAACAGUCGACGGCAACAUAUGCUCCGGGAAGAGCAAGGUCGCGAAGGGGAUCGCAGACAAGCUAGGCAUGAGGCACUUCCCGGAGGCAGGGGUGCACUACGUGGACAGCACGACGGGGGACGGCCGGUCCCUGGACAUGGAGCUCAGUGGCAACUGCAGCUUGGAGAAGUUUUACGACAACCCCAAGAGUAACGACGGCAACAGCUACCGCCUGCAGUCCUGGCUGUACGCCAACCGCCUCCUGCAGUACGCCGACGCCCUGGAGCACCUGCUGAGCACAGGGCAAGGGGUCGUGCUGGAGCGCUCCGUCUACAGCGACUUCGUGUUCCUGGACGCCAUGUACAAGCAGGGCUUCAUCCGGAAGCAGUGUGUGGAGCACUACAACGAGGUGAAGAAGGUGACCAUCUGCCAGCUCCUGCCGCCCCACGUGACGGUCUACCUCGACGUGCCCGUGCCGGAGAUCCAGAGUCGCAUCCAGAAGAAAGGGGACCCGCACGAGAUGAAGAUCACCCCCGCCUACCUGCAGGCCAUCGAGGACGCCUACAAGAAGGCCUUCCUUCCCGAGAUGAGUGGGAAGUCUGAGGUUUUGCAGUACAGUGGGAGGGAAGCCCAGGACGCAGAGAAGGUGGUGGAGGACAUCCAGUACCUCCGGUGGGACAAGGGGCCGUGGCUCAGCCAGGACGACCGCACCUUCUACCACCUGCGGAUGCUGGUUCAGGACAAGCUGCAGGUGCUGAAUUUCACCACCAUUCCCGUCUACCUCCCGGAGAUCACCGUCGGGGCGCACCAGAGCGACCGGAUCUUCCGCAGGUUCUUGGAGCUGCCGGGCCGCCGGUACAGCCCUGGGUACAACGCAGACGUGGGCGACAAGUGGAUCUGGCUGAAGUGACGGCGCCCCGGGGCGCUGCAGCGUGGAGAGGAGGACGCUCGGGCUGUGGGCUCUUGGGGCUCCUCGCACUUUGAAGCUGGGGAGGGGGA